AGUGUGUACACUGCACGUGUGUGUGAGUUUGCUGCAGGUUUCAAGGAAAAACUGAGAGGUAGCGAUGUCGUCCCUGAGUAGGAUCGCACGGUGCGGCUCCAGAAUAUUCAACGCCGGGACUCGGGCUAGCGCUACAGGCAGAGGGCGAGGAUACUCGGCGACUGGAACGAGUACAAGUCUUCGCCGCGUGGGAGUUAGCGUUGGUGCUCUUCUGGCUGGGUCUGCAAUGAUAUAUGGUGGCCACAUAGCGUUCAACAGAGAAGGCAGUCCGACGUUUUCCCCCGCCGUCCAA
This is a messenger RNA of Geodia barretti, 292 nucleotides long. The record is from the annotation of a GenBank genome assembly. NCBI's taxonomy places the organism in Eukaryota, Metazoa, Porifera, Demospongiae, Tetractinellida, Geodiidae.